Messenger RNA from Nanorana parkeri, 881 nucleotides. RefSeq names its product GINS complex subunit 4 (gene GINS4). The record is from RefSeq and is a predicted model, not a curated record. Lineage: Eukaryota; Metazoa; Chordata; Amphibia; Anura; Dicroglossidae. Gene Ontology annotation, cellular component: GINS complex. Gene Ontology annotation, biological process: DNA-templated DNA replication; double-strand break repair via break-induced replication.
GCUCUCCAUGAUGGAGGACGAUGUGUCUGAUCAGGCCUCUGACGCAGGAAGUGAGGAGGUCCUGACACCCGUGGAGCUCAUUAACAAGCUGGAGGAGGCUUGGCUCAAUGAGAAGUUUGCUCCUGAACUCCUGGAGAGUAAAUCUGAGAUUGUGGAGUGUGUGAUGGAGCAGCUGAACCACAUGGUAAUGUAUCUGAGUAAUUUCUCGAUCUCGACGGGUGAUCUGAAAUCAGCGCUUUUAAAUCACAUGGAGAUAGAAAGGAUCCGCUUCAUGCUCAGCAGUUACCUGCGCAGCCGCUUGCUCAAAAUAGAGAAGUUUUUCCCGCACGUCCUGGAAAAGGAGAAGUCCCGAGCGGAGGGGGAGCCCCCACAUCUGUCCCCGGAGGAGUUUGCUUUUGCAAAAGAGUAUAUGGCGCACACUGAGGCUUUAUUAAAGAACAUGGCUCUGCGUCACAUGCCCCCAAAUCUACAGACAUUGGACCUAUUGAAGUGUGUGCCCAAACCGGACCUGGACUCGUUUGUGUUCCUGCGGGUGAAAGAGGAGCAGCAGAGCAUCCUGGUGGAGCCGGAGACAGAUGAGCAGAGGGAAUACGCCAUAGAUAUGGAGGUCGGGUCUCAGCAUCUUAUCCGAUAUCGUACGAUAUCGCCUCUCGUGGCCUCCGGAGCCGUGAAACUCAUCUAAAGACACAGAAGGAGCAUCUGAUACGGACUGAGCGCUACAUGGCGCAAUGCCUGUCCUGACCACAGGAUGGCAGCAGAGAGGUUGUGAAGUGGCCGGGCCUGGGAUGUGCGAAUCAUUGAACUUUCUCUGUUCUCAGCAGCUCAGUGUACCGUGUGACAUAUAGUAAUGACUAGUAUUGGAUUACCGCUCAGCAGUGGAU